AUUUUCAAACAGUUUUCUUACGCAGUGAUAACUUAUUGGCAAUUAAUUAUAGCAGACUAAAUUAUAGUAAAAAAUGAAACUUGCAUUAAUAUUAGGAGUGCUUGCUGUAUUGGCAACUCAAUCAGCGGGAAAAAUCACAAAGUACACUCCACGGUUGGAUGGGCGUAUUGUCGGUGGGGAAAAUACUACCAUUGAAGAAUAUCCAUAUCAAAUUUCAUUAGAAUACAAUGGUAGACACCGUUGUGGGGGAUCAGUUUUAAGUGAAAUUGUAAUUUUAACAGCUGCCCACUGUACUGAUGGAAUUUCAGCUUCGCGUUUGAAAGUACGUGCUGGUACGUCUGUUAAAGGCAGCGGUGGUGUCUUAAUUCAAGUUAAAACUGUGUACGUCAAUGAAAAAUAUAAUGAUUACAACACCGACUUUGAUGUAUCUUUGCUUGUAUUGGCUCAACCUCUAAGCUUUUCUGGUCAAAUUCAACCAGUAGCUUUACCAAGCGUAAAAGAAUAUUUGGAUGAACCAGAAUUAAGUGUAAUUACCGGAUGGGGAGCUUUACAUUCUGGAGGAUCAUCACCGUCUCAAUUACAAAAAGUUAUUGUACCAAUUGUUUCACAAGAUAAAUGUGUUAAGGCAUACGCAAGUUAUGAAGUUACUGAACGUAUGAUCUGUGCUGGUGUCUUAGGCGAAGGUGGUAAAGACGCUUGCCAAGGUGAUUCUGGUGGCCCACUAGUGUCAAAUGGUAAAAUUCAUGGUAUUACAUCAUGGGGUCUAGGAUGUGCCCACAAAAACUAUCCAGGUGUAUAUACACGUGUUACGGCUGUAAGAGAUUGGAUUCGUGAAAAAAGUGGCUUAUAAGUUUUUGUAUUAUUUAAAAAAAUGGCUGCUUAUUUAUUAAUUUUUUAAAUAUAUUGCUAAUUUUCAAAUUG
Molecule: messenger RNA, 921 nt
Organism: Chrysoperla carnea
Lineage: Eukaryota; Metazoa; Arthropoda; Insecta; Neuroptera; Chrysopidae
Product: trypsin-7-like
Exons: 3
Coding region: 74-850 (258 amino acids)
Biological process (GO): proteolysis
Molecular function (GO): serine-type endopeptidase activity
Source: RefSeq, a predicted model, not a curated record